AUGCAAGAUGAUAAAUAUUAUAUGAAUGAAGCCUUAAAGAUGGGACAAGAAGCUUUAAAUAUAGGAGAAGUUCCUGUUGGUUGUGUUGUAAUUAAUUCAAAAGGUGAAAUUGUUGCAAAAGGAAGAAAUCAUACAAAAGAAUUUCAAGAUGGAACUCAACAUGCUGAAAUAGUUUGUAUUAAUCAAUUAGUUGAAAAACAUAUUCGUUUAAAUGAAUGUAUCCUUUACGUAACAUGUGAGCCAUGUAUUAUGUGUGCAGAAGCAUUAAAACAAUGUGGAAUUACAAAAAUUAUUUAUGGAUGUUCUAAUGCUAGAUUUGGUGGAUGUGGAUCUGUUAUGACAGUAAUUAAAUCAAGUCCCUAUAAAUCAAGUCAUGAAAUAAAUUAUUGUUACCAUUCAUUAAUGGGACUAGAGGGAUUAGAAUUAUUAAAAUGUUUUUUCUCAAUGGAGAAUGAAAAAGCACCAGAACCAAAUAAAAAGAGAAAAAAAGAAGAAAAAUAA
This is a messenger RNA of Entamoeba dispar SAW760, 501 nucleotides long. RefSeq names its product tRNA-specific adenosine deaminase, putative. Lineage: Eukaryota; Evosea; Mastigamoebida; Endamoebidae. Gene Ontology annotation, cellular component: cytoplasm; nucleus. Bases 1 to 501 code for a protein of 166 amino acids. Gene Ontology annotation, molecular function: tRNA-specific adenosine-34 deaminase activity. The record is from RefSeq and is a predicted model, not a curated record. Gene Ontology annotation, biological process: tRNA wobble adenosine to inosine editing. The transcript is spliced from 2 exons.